ACAAAGUCACUCGAAAUAAAGAUUUACAACUUUAUUAAAAAUUUAUUAAAAAAAUUGGAACCGUAGAAGAUAAGAUAUACAGGUGAUUCUUGUUUGUUUGUUCGAGAUUAACACCGAUUUUAUCGAUCCACUUUCAGAUAAAGUCCAGCUACUCUUUUAUAAUCGGCACGUUUUAUUGUGAUCGAAAAGUUCCCCCGAAUGACACUAAUCAACUGGCCAGGUUCAAUGAUUUACCACCAAUCAUCAUCAUCAUCAUCCUAUAUUCACUCGGGAUUUUAUUGCUCUCCGUAUAGAGAUCCAGUCAGGAAGCAUUUGGAACAUAAUGCUAUUCAGAAUUGCGUUAUCCUUAGUAAAAGGACAAAUCACUGUCCAUCUCAAUGUCUUUCUCUACCACAAAAAACGUUCAUUGGCACAUCUGAUUGUUAUAAAUGGCCUAAACAGGAUAAAAAUUGGAGGUCUGUAGUUGUUAGAUCUGAAAUCGCUGGAACUGGGUCACCUGGAGCGUCCUAUCGAUUGUCAGAAAUUCAUUUGGGCUCAAAAAUCAGAGGAAUUGGCUUUUACACCAUGACAUCCUUCAUUGCUAUAUUUCUAUUUGUGGUCAUGGUGGUAGGACAUCCAUUUGUGCUUCUAUGGGAUCGAUACCAAAGGAACUUCCAGCAUUUUGUUGCUAAAAUUUGGGCAUCUUUGACCAUUGCUCCAUUUUUUAGACUAAAGAUUCAGGGUUCCGAGAAUUUGCCUCCAAAAGAUUCUCCUGCUGUUUAUGUGUCUAAUCACCAGAGCUUUUUAGACAUAUAUACCCUUCUAACUCUAGGCAGAAACUUCAAGUUCGUUAGCAAGACGGCAAUUUUCCUCUACCCCCUUAUUGGGUGGGCCAUGUACUUGCUGGGCACUAUUCCUCUAAAGCGUAUGGACAGGAAGAGCCAAAUGCAAACUCUAAAACGAUGCAUGGAACUUGUCAAGAAUGGUGGAUCUGUUUUCUUCUUUCCAGAGGGUACACGAAGUAAGGAUGGAAGUUUAGGCACCUUCAAGAAAGGUGCAUUCAGCAUUGCUGCCAAAACUGGAGUACCGGUGGUUCCAAUUACUCUAAUGGGAACUGGUAAAAUAAUGCCUGUUGGUAUGGAGAGUUCAUUAAACCCAGGAAUGGUCAAAAUUGUCAUCCACAAGCCUAUUAAAGGAGAUAAUCCUGAUAUAUUAUGUACCGAGGCGAGAAAUGUAAUUGCGGAUGAGCUCAUUCGCCAAGGUUGACCAUCUACGCAAGAAAUUUUGUUAGUCAUCCCAACUAUAAAUCUUUGCUGCAGUUUGAGGGAAUGGAGACCAGAAGAUGCAAUAAGUGAAUGCCAUGCUUCAUCUUGAGUCUGGGUGCAUUUAGUGUGAUAGUUUGUGAAUUUCAUUCGUAUUCUAUGUAGUAGAUAGAUAUUAGUCCACACAAAUGUGAGGGAUUUUCGAUUUGCUUUUUAAAUUUUUCUUGAUUCCUACACAUGUAUGUCUCGUCUCUUUAUACAGCUAAUGUUGACACUUGACAGAGUCCAUAUAUCAGCCUUGUUCUUUGAUCCAUGAAAUUAAAAGUACAAUUUAUUGGUGGUCA
Messenger RNA from Erigeron canadensis, 1585 nucleotides. Its product is annotated as 1-acyl-sn-glycerol-3-phosphate acyltransferase BAT2, chloroplastic. Gene Ontology annotation, biological process: phosphatidic acid biosynthetic process. Gene Ontology annotation, molecular function: 1-acylglycerol-3-phosphate O-acyltransferase activity. The record is from RefSeq and is a predicted model, not a curated record. The transcript is spliced from 7 exons. NCBI's taxonomy places the organism in Eukaryota, Viridiplantae, Streptophyta, Magnoliopsida, Asterales, Asteraceae. Gene Ontology annotation, cellular component: membrane. The coding region runs from base 199 to 1245 and encodes 348 amino acids.